This is a messenger RNA of Zingiber officinale, 3251 nucleotides long. RefSeq names its product homeobox-leucine zipper protein HOX32-like. Bases 407 to 2968 code for a protein of 853 amino acids. Lineage: Eukaryota; Viridiplantae; Streptophyta; Magnoliopsida; Zingiberales; Zingiberaceae. The transcript is spliced from 18 exons. The record is from RefSeq and is a predicted model, not a curated record. Gene Ontology annotation, molecular function: DNA binding; DNA-binding transcription factor activity; lipid binding.
UUUUAUCGCUUUGAUAUUAUUUUGCAAAGGAAAGGAAAAAGGCAGCAACACAUCGCCGCAGUCCCCAGCUUUCGAAGUUUAAACGCGCCGCUCCGACCGCAAAGCCGCUGGCCGAGUAAAUCCAGCACGCAUCCAGAGGCAAAACGUCUCCUUUCGCCCCUUUUCUCCUUAUUCGUCGUCGUCGUCACUGCCUGUGUCCAUUGCUAUGUCCGCGGAGUGGGACGAAGAGUGGAGAACGGGGUUAGCCGCUUCUGCGCUGGCGACGAGGACUUGAGGCGAACCGAUGCUCCCCUGCUGCCUACGUGAAGGAAGAGGGGUGAUCGCGGGAAAUUCCAAGGCGGUGAGCGCGUGUGCUGCAGAAAGAUUUUAAUUUUAGGUUUUUUUUUUUUUUUUUUUGUGAGGGCGAAUGGAGAUGGUUGUAAGCGGAAAGGAAACACAAAAGGGGCGUCAGGCUGAGAUGAUGAUGGAUUCUGGGAAGUACGUGAGGUACACGCCGGAGCAACUGGAGGCGCUUGAGAGGGUCUAUAGCGAGUGCCCGAAGCCGAGCUCCCUCAGGCGGCAGCAGCUCAUACGGGAAGGCACCAUCCUCUCCAACAUCGAACCGAAGCAGAUCAAGAUCUGGUUCCAGAACAGAAGAUGUCGGGAAAAGCAAAGGAAGGAAUCCUUUCGGCUCCAAACAGUUAACCGCAAGCUCAGUGCUAUGAACAAACUGUUAAUGGAAGAAAAUGAUCGACUUCGAAAGCAGGUCUCUGAACUUGUUUAUCAGAAUGGCUAUAUGCGCCAACAAGUGCAUAAUGCAUCUGUUACCAGGACAAACACCAGCUGUGAGUCUGUGAUUACGAGCGGUCAGUAUAAGCAUCAGCAAAGCCUAACAGCUCAGCCUCAAAGAGAUACUAAUAACCCAACCAGUCUUCUUGCAAUUGCGGAGGAGACCUUGGCAGAGUUCCUGUCAAAAGCUACUGGAACUGCUGUUAAUUGGGUUCAGAUGGUUGGGAUGAAGCCUGGUCCGGAUUCCAUUGGAAUCGUUGCUGUUUCUCACAAUUCUGUCGGGGUUGCAGCUCGAGUCUGUGGCCUUGUGAGUCUAGAGCCCACCAGGGUUGCAGAUAUUCUUAAAGAUCGUCCUUCUUGGUAUCGUGAUUGUCGUAGCCUUGAUGUGCUUAGUGUAGUUCCAACUGGUAAUGGGGGAAAUAUUGAGCUUAUAUACAUGCAGACAUAUGCACCUACUACCUUGGCAGUUGCUAGAGAUUUUUGGACACUGAGGUAUACAACAGCCCUUGAAGACGGCAGUCAUGUGGUAAGUGAGAGGUCAUUGACCCCUGCAGAUGGUGGUCCAGCUAGGCCACCUGCUCCAAGCUUUGUACGAGGUCAAGUACUUCCCAGUGGCUUUUUGAUUCGACCUUGUGAAGGCGGUGGUUCGAUGAUUCACAUCGUCGAUCAUAUUGAUUUAGAUGCAUCCAGUGUUCCUGAGGUUCUAAGACCCUUGUACGAAUCACCGAAACUUCUGGCACAGAAAAUGACCAUUUCUGCUCUUCGCAAUCUAAGACAAAUCUCUUCUGAGGCUGGUGGUGAUGUUCACUGUGGAGGGAAUCAGCAACCUUCUGUUUUGAGGAUCUUGAUGCAGAGAUUGAGCAGAGGUUUCAACGAUGCAGUAAAUAACUUUGCUGAUGAUGGUUGGUCUUUACUAGGCAGCAAUGGCAUUGAUGAUGUGACUGUUGCUAUAGAUUCUUCUUCAAAUAGAAUUCUUGGAUCUCAUGUUAAUUCUUCAGAAAUGUUUUCGACCCCGGGAGGUGUUCUCUGUGCAAAAGCAUCGAUGUUGCUGCAGAAUGUUCCACCUGCAACACUGGUUCGAUUUUUGAGGGAGCAUAGAUCAGAAUGGGCUGAUAGUGCUGUUGAUGCUUAUUCUGCUGUUUCAUCGAGAGGCUGUACCUAUUCGAUCCCUAGUGUUCGAGCUAAUUCUGGUAUUUUGGGCCAUCAGGCAAUACUUCCUCUUGUUCACACUAUUGAAUGUGAAGAGUCGUUGGAGGUGGUCAAGCUCGAGGGCUUUUGUUUCAACCAAAAUGCCAAUUUGUCAGGGGAUAUGACCUUGUUACAGCUUUGCAGUGGAAUUGACGAGAAUGCUAUCGGUGCCUGUGCUCAGCUUGUUUUUGCACCCAUUGAUGAAUCUUUUACCGACAAUAUUCCUCUGCGGCCAUCAGGCUUCCGUGUUAUUCCACUGGAACCUAAAUCAGAUUCUUCUGCUCCUUCACGAACUCUCGAUUUAGCAUCCACACUAGAGACUGGUUCCAGUGCUGCUGCAUACUCCAUUAACGAGACUGCUUCAGCUGCGUAUAACUUGCGAUCGGUCCUCACGAUAGCCUUCCAGUUUACAUAUGAGAAUCACCUUCGAGAUGAUGUAGCUGUGAUGGCUCGGCAAUAUGUUAGAAGUGUGGUUGGCUCAGUGCAGAGAGUUGCUAUGGCUAUUUCUCCGACACCAGGCCUUCCGAUUGGAUCUAAAAAUCUUCCACCUGGCUCUCCUGAAGCUCACACUCUAGCACAAUGGAUUUUCCGAAGUUACAGGGCUCAAACUGGAGUUGAACUCCUUCAAAUAAACUCGCAAGCUAACGAUCCCUUGUUGAAAGUGCUUUGGCACUGUUCGGAUGCGAUCAUGUGUUGUUCUUUAAAGCAUCAUUUGCAGGCCUCACCUGUUUUUACCUUCUCCAACCAAGCUGGUCUUGAUAUGCUAGAAACCACUCUGGUAGCGCUGCAAGACAUUACACUGGAAGCCAUCCUUGACGACAGCCGUAAGCUGCUUUGCUUGGAGUUCCCGAAGAUCAUGCAACAAGGCUUUGCUCAUCUUCCUACUGGUAUCUGCCUGUCAAGCAUGGGGAGGCCGGUGUCAUAUGAACAGGCUGUUGCAUGGAAGGUCCUGAAUGAACAUGGUUCAACCCACUGCCUAGCUUUCAUGUUUGUGAAUUGGUCGUUCGUCUGAAUGCUCAGUUAUUCUGGUUUUGUGAACUUGAACAGUUGACGAAACUACAAAGCCAUGCAUCUGUUUUCGCUUAAGCUCGAAUUUACGAACUGUGAAAUAUCAAUCUGAUAGUCCAGUGCAUCUUGUUAUCUCUAUUAUUUUCAGCUGAUGUACUGGCUCACAAAGAACAGUUGCAAAUUUGGACUGAAAUUUGUUUAUAAUUUGUUAAUCAAACUUCACAAGUGCAAUGUGUAUACUGUCCUUGUAUAAUUAUUGCUUUAUGAAAUUGUUAUUUUCUUAUUAU